Messenger RNA from Lotus japonicus, 1388 nucleotides. RefSeq names its product E3 ubiquitin-protein ligase SIRP1-like. The record is from RefSeq and is a predicted model, not a curated record. Gene Ontology annotation, molecular function: ubiquitin protein ligase activity. The transcript is spliced from 2 exons. NCBI's taxonomy places the organism in Eukaryota, Viridiplantae, Streptophyta, Magnoliopsida, Fabales, Fabaceae. Gene Ontology annotation, cellular component: cytoplasm. Bases 351 to 1232 code for a protein of 293 amino acids. Gene Ontology annotation, biological process: protein ubiquitination.
ACCCAAUCUAAAAAAGAACAUUAACUGGAAGUAUAAGAGGGCGUUAGACCAAAUUUCAUCAUUUGAUGUUACUGUUCUUCUCCCUAGCUGAAUGAGCUAUCACAUGUAAUCUAUUCUGAAACUUUGUUCUUUGCAGAAUAUGUCCCUUCCAGGUUCUUCUGCUCAACAUAUUGCAUUAACUCUGGUAGUUUAUUUUUCUGCUUUAUCUUUGCUAUGCGUGAAGGGAUUCCUGAAAACAACUACAGAAGGUUCCCAUGUCUCAUUAAUGAGAUUUCUUUCCUGAGGCUUUAAUAAAUUCUCCACAAAACAAAACCUUAUUUAUAUGCUUAUAGUGUAGCAAUUAACAAGUCAUGGACGGUGAACAAUGGUGCAAUACAUGCUCCAAAAUGGUGAAGCCAAUAUUUGAAGCUGAGAACAAAUGUCCAUUCUGUGGUACAGAAUUAAUCACCGAGGCAAUGGGAAGCAUAAGCGACCAGAAUGAUGCUAUCGAUUUAAGGUCAGCCUGGGUUUUCUCACUUUAUGCCCCAAUUUUCCUUGGCUUAAUGGGUGCUUUCAGCCCUUCUCUUGCAAUCAUUGGUGCACAAGAAAGCAGCACCUCAAGAGAGGAUGAACCAGAAAGGGACAAUGAACUUAUACUUGGGAGAAGGAGGAGAGCCUCAACAUACAUGCUGCACAUCUUUCGCAGUCUUCAUGUGGGGAUGGUGUCUGAAUCAGAGAACAUGGAAGACAACAAUAGAAACAUAGAUGGCAGCAGCAUACUUGUCAUUGAUCCAUUCAAUGAAGGGGGUGCAUUGAUUGUAAGAGGAUCUGGGUUUGAUUUGUUGUUACAACAUUUGGCCCACAUUGGCCCUAGUGGUUAUGCUAGUGUGAACCCUCCAGCACAGAAGGUUGCAAUUGAAGCAAUGCCUAGUGUGACUAAUGAUGAAAAGUUUCAGUGCACCAUAUGUUUGGAGGAUCUUGAGAUUGGGAUUGAAGCGAAAGAGAUGCCAUGCAAACAUAAAUUUCACGGUGAUUGCAUUAUCUCAUGGCUAAAGCUUCAUAGUUCUUGUCCAGUUUGCAGGUUUCAGAUUCCUUCUGAAGAUUCUUCGAGUGUUGAGGCCAGUUUAGGAAUCAGAAAUGGGGAAAAUCAGAACAGUGAGCUAGCUGGAGCUAGAGAGGAGAGAACUAGAUAUGGAAGGAGGAAUUGGUUUCCAGUGCUGCAGUCAUUUAAUAAUUUCCUUCCUUCUCCUUGAUCAUUACUCCAUCACCUAAUUCUAAAAAAUUUCAUGCUUCUUAAAUUCUUCAUAAUUGUAUAUAUGUUGUAGACUCCCUAGUCUGAAUUUCUUGUAUAUUCAUUCAAAUAUAAAAUAUUUUAUAAUAUUUUGAAUAACAGAAUAAAAUUUUUAAAA